Molecule: messenger RNA, 1144 nt
Organism: Antechinus flavipes (yellow-footed antechinus)
Lineage: Eukaryota; Metazoa; Chordata; Mammalia; Dasyuromorphia; Dasyuridae
Product: lymphocyte antigen 6D-like
Exons: 3
Coding region: 106-474 (122 amino acids)
Biological process (GO): lymphocyte differentiation
Cellular component (GO): cell surface
Source: RefSeq, a predicted model, not a curated record
CACCCUCCCCCCUUUCUGUCCCAUAGCCUGUCCCCUCAUGGGGAUAUAAGACCUCUGUGGGAAGAGGAGGGGCCCUCGUUCCACCUUCGACGUAAUCUCGGCAACAUGAAGUGUCUCUUGGUGCUCCUGGCAGUGGCUGCCAUCGCCAUAAGUCAAGCUCAAGCCCUCCAGUGUCAUGUCUGUGAAAGUGCUGACAAUUGCAAGAAAGCAACCUCUUGUCCCAAUUCUUCUCGGCAAUGCAAAACAACUCUCAUUUACCAGCGAUUGUCAGGGAACCUGGUGAAGAAGGAAUGUGCUGACUACUGUUCUCCACAGGAUAGCAAUCCAGGGCAGACCCAGCCUCAGGUCCGGUGCUGUAACACAGACCUGUGCAAUGUUGGAAUUGAGAACUCAGCUCCUGUCCACACGCUGCUCAGCCAUGCUGUCCUGGCCCUCAGCCUUAUCCUGGCGCUGGUCUCUGCUCUCAGUCUGUAAACUUUGGGACCCUUAGCCAGGCCACAACCCAGCCCUUCUUUCCACACAACUCCAGCCCAGCUCCAUGUCCUUCCCCAAUCCAUUUACUUCCUCUCCAAACUCCUCUCAGUCUCCCAGGAUAAGGGGCACAAGGAAGGGGAUGCUCAUUUUGCUCCCAAGGUCUAGGAGGUCAGUUCUGUUCCUCACUUCUCUCAAAAUAUAAGCAUCUCAAUUGGCUAUCCAGAGAGUCACCCUCACCAAGUACUCCUGCCAGAUCCAUCUAGGGAUUCAGAGAUUCUGGCCCCAUGAAUCAGAAUCACUGCCUUUGUUUUUCAUCUGGGAGUGGGGAGGAAGAAUGGAGAGGAGAGAACGUCACUGCAUACAGUGGAAAGAGAAAUAGAUUUGGAACUUGGAGAACUGGGUUUGAAUCCUGAUUUUAUUUUUUACUAGUUAUAUGAUCCUGGGUAAAUCACUUCAAUGGGCCCGUUUUUUCAUCUAUAUAAUGAAAGGAGUGGAUUCAAAUAAUCUCUAUAGUUCCCUAAAAUCCUGUAUUCUCUAAGAGGUGUUGGGAUGAGCAAGAGGACAAAGAUGGGGAAAUCAUUUCAAUCCCACUAGCUUUUGUAUUCUUUCUAUUAUCUUGGAUUUUUAUUUUCAACUCAAUAAAAAUAAAUGACUGAAAAGAAGACAACAA